This is a messenger RNA of Sceloporus undulatus (fence lizard), 6015 nucleotides long. It is a transcript of the gene STARD8, whose product is annotated as StAR related lipid transfer domain containing 8. NCBI's taxonomy places the organism in Eukaryota, Metazoa, Chordata, Lepidosauria, Squamata, Phrynosomatidae. Bases 442 to 3612 code for a protein of 1056 amino acids. The transcript is spliced from 14 exons. The record is from RefSeq and is a predicted model, not a curated record. Gene Ontology annotation, molecular function: lipid binding; GTPase activator activity. Gene Ontology annotation, biological process: actin cytoskeleton organization; signal transduction; regulation of Rho protein signal transduction.
CUGUUCCAGGGGAAAGGCAGACCUCUCCAUCUUUUCCUGCCCCCACCCAAUGCUCUUUGCUGCCCCACAUCCAACGCUCUUUGGAACGGCAGGAAGGAAAGGAGGAAGGAAGCGGCCUGCUCCGGGUUCACAUUCCUGGGGCUGAUGUGAAGCUGAGUUCACCAGGAUCCCAGGCCUGCCGAGGAGACACACCCCAUUCCCUUGGCUUGCUCUGGAGCAGAGAGGCUUUGGAGCCAGCCUGCUGGGCUGUUUGGGCUGGGAAUGUCUCCAGGGCUGCCUUGGACCCUCACCUCCUCUUCCUCAGCCAUCCUGGCCCUGGGCACACCGGCAUCCGAACCGCAGACCUAUAGGACCAUGUUGUAGCCAGCGUUGGGGCUCCUGUGGACCUCCAGAGCUUCCUGGGAUGGUCAGCUGGACUGGUGCGAUAUCAACUCUGCCGCAAUGCUGUUUUAUCAUCACAGUCCACUGGAUGAAGCCGAGGCUAAGAAGGCCUGCGACUGGCUGCGGGCGGCCGGAUUUCCUCAGUAUGCCCAGCUCUAUGAAGAGUCGCUGUUCCCUCUUGACAUUGCUGCCGUAAGGAAGGACCACGGCUUCUUGGACCAGGACUCCCUCCAGUCCCUCUGCAGGAGGCUCAUGACCCUGAACUCGUGCGCCUCCAUGAAACUGGAAGUCCACUUUCAGCGGAAAAAGAAUGAAGACUUGGAAGAUGAAGAGUUCUGUGCCAUCAGCGACCGCUGGGCUUUCCAGAGGGACAGCAAAAGGUGGUCCCGAAUCGGCUCCAACGACCUCCUCUCCUGCAGCAUGGAAAGAGAGCCCACCGCCGUGAGGAAGGUGUCCAGCCAAGAAAGCAUCCUCACAGAUCUCAGCGCCGACCUGGAGGCCACCUCGAUCCACAGCAACACCAGCAUUGGCAGCACUGGGGGGACCCUUCCCAUCAUGGCCUCAUCCCCUGCUCCAUCCUCUGCCCAACCCUCCCCACCCUUAGCUAACCUCAAGCCAAACUUGAGUGACCACUCGCCAACUGACCCCUCUCCCAACCUGAAUGGGAGCAGCAAGGAAAAACCCAAGAAACGCCGGACGCGGAGCUUCCUGAAGAGGAUUGAGUCUCUGAGAAGGAAAGACAAGGAGAAGCUGGACUCCACUAAAGCCCAAGAGGACACCAAGCCACAAAAGAAUUUCUCCUCAAAAGAUUCUGGGGACCCCACGACUGAAAAUGGGUCUUCCUCUUCUUUCUCCAGCAAUAAAAUCCUCAACUCAAUGGGGCAUCGGACUCACCAGGCCUUGGCCGAAAACAAGAGGCCUGGUGACCCCAAACGAGGUGGCCUUUAUCUCGAGGACUAUGACACAGCAGCCCUAGACAAAGACAGGGAUGCAGGACCGUUGGGCUACCCAGACUCAUUCAAAAGGGAUUUUUUGAUCCAUAUCCCUGGGGACUACAAACCUGGCACUUUCCCCAAAUCGCUUUCCAUUGAAAGUUUGUGCCCCCUCGAGAACAGCUGUCUGGCUGACUGGAAAUCCCACCACAAAGCCAUGGGUCAUCCAGCAGGUGGGAUGGUUGGGUCCGGCAGCAGCCACAGUGUGGACAAUAACCCCUUGGCCCACAGGCAGAGGAGACCCUCCUGCUGCUCUACAGGGAGCCGCACCAGCCUCUACGACAACGUGCCCGACUUUGGGAGCGGCAACGACCUCUUCGACCUGGACGGCGAGAAGAUUUACGAGAACCUCGAUGACGUCCUGCAACAUGUUUGGGGGCUGCAGCAAAAGAUAGAGCUGUGGUCCCAGGCGGUGAGGUUGGACCUUGAAGGUGAGAACCUUGGGGUCGAGAUCGGAGAAGAGGAGACGGACUCCGGGGGAGAACCUGCCAACGUGAACUUUGAGGAGCAGUCCAUGUCGGACAUUGGCACUUCCACAAGUGACUUCGAGAGCACCGCCAACUCCUUGAACGAGGCGGAGGACAUUGAGAUGAGGGAACGGAGGGACUCUGGGGUGGGAGCAUCACUCACCAGGCCUUGCAGGAAGCUCCGCUGGCACAGCUUCCAGAAUUCACACCGGCCCAGCUUGAACUCAGCCUCUUUGGAGAUCAACCGCCAGUCUGCGGCCCAGCUGAACCUUCUCCAAAAAUGCUCCCUCCUUCGCCUGACGGCCAUCAUGGAAAAAUACUCCGUUCCCCACAAACAGACCUGGACCUGGACUGUUCCUAAAUUCAUGAAGAGGAGCAAGGCCCCUGACUAUAGAGACAAGAUGGUCUUUGGAGUCCCACCCAUCAUCCAUGUCCAGAGGACAGGGCAGCCUCUUCCCCAGAGCAUCCAGCAGGCCAUGCGCUACAUCCGGAGCCAGUGCCUCGACCAGGUGGGCAUUUUCCGCAAGUCAGGGGUGAAGUCUCGGAUCCAGGCGCUGAGGCACAUGAAUGAAGCCUCUCCCGACAACGUGAACUACGAGGGUCAGUCGGCGUACGACGUGGCGGACCUCCUGAAGCAGUACUUCCGUGACCUCCCGGAGCCCGUCUUCACCAGCAAGCUCACGGAUACCUUUUUACAGAUUUACCAAUUUGUUCCCAAGGAGCAGCGGCUGCAAGCGGUGCAGGCGGCCAUCAUGCUGAUGCCGGAUGAGAACCGGGAGGUGUUACAGACCUUGUUGUACUUCCUGAGCGACAUCGCCUCGGCCGAGGAGAACCAGAUGACCUGUGGGAACCUGGCGGUGUGCCUGGCUCCAUCCAUCUUCCACCUCAACGUCUCCAAAAAGGAGAGCGCUUCCCCCAGGAUGAUUCACAAGAGGGGCACAAUGGGCAAACCUGACCAGAAGGACCUGAACGAGAACAUGGCUGCCACCGAAGGCCUUUCCCACAUGAUUGCAGACUGCAAAAAACUCUUCCAGAUCCCCCAGGAGAUGAUGCUCCAGCUCUGCAGCUCCUACAUGUCAGCCGAUGCUCAGCCACUCACCUUUUCGGAGCUGAUGAGCCGAAGCCUUCUGGGUGAGAGGCAGGAUUCCCAGGACGAGCUGGAAGUCAGCAUCCAAGGGCUGCUGAAGGAGGCCUCGGAGCGCUUCAAGAGUUGGCUCAGCAUGCCUGGCCCCCAGAACACAGAGGUCUCCUGCAAGAAGGUGGGGGACGGACACCCGCUGCGGUUGUGGAAGGUGUCCACUGAGGUGGAGGCGCCUCCACAGGCUGUGUUGCAACGGGUGCUUCGGGAGCGUCACCUUUGGGAUGAGGACCUACUCCAAGGGAACGUGAUUGAGGCCCUAGACAAGAACACAGAGGUGUACCACUAUGUGACGGACAGCAUGGGCCCCCACCCGCGGCGGGACUUUGUGGUGCUCCGGAAGUGGCGGACCGACCUUCCCCGGGGUGGCUCCCUCCUUGUUUCCGUUUCCCUGGACCAUAAGAAGUUGCCUCUGGAAGCCGGAGUCAGGGCUGUGAUCCUGACCUCGCAGUACCUGAUGGAGCCCUGUGGGAUGGGACGCUCUAAGGUGACGCACAUCUGCCGGGCGGAUCUCAGGGGGAGAUCUCCGGACUGGUACAGCAAGGUCUUUGGCCACCUGUGUGCUGUGGAGUUGGCCAGGAUUCGGGAUUCCUUCCCUGUCCUCAACCCAAGUGGUCCAGAAACCAAGAUCUGAAGGUGCUGCCAUCUCCCUACACUGGUCAUACUGGAGCAGGGAGGAGCUGGACGUGAGCAAAGCAGACCUUCCUCCAUGGGGAGCCUAGAUAUCCCCCCCACACACACCUGGGCCUUGCCUCCCCUUGAGAAACAUGGGACUGCUGGUGUUCUUGAAGAAAUUCAUGAGAGGAGCCUCCACCAUGUAUAUGAGAAUCCAUGUCCAUGUUGCUCUUUCCAGAUUCAACAACAUUCAUCAUUGCUAGGAAAGGAUCUGGGAUUCUCCAAAGCGCCAGGGUUCUCCCCUCCUCUGAGUCACUAAUGGAUAAUGGCUAUCAGUGGCCACAAGUCAGGAAGUCUACGUAUUCCCUGUGGCAUCAGAGGCAAUAUAUAAGGGGCUGGAGAGUGUGAGAUGGAGGGUGCAGUUGCACCCCUGUCCUGGGUGUGUUUCCCAUUGGUUGGGCCACUGUCUGGACAGAAGGAUGGACCAGAGACCCAUUUCAGAGGAAAGGAGGAGCAAAGCUGCAGAUGACACACUGGAGGCCAGGUGUGAUAGAGGGGAAGACUUGUAAAGAGGUUCAGGUGUGGUCCAGGGCUAGUGCUGGUUUGGCCAGUAGUAUUGCUAGAAGGUUGUCCUCACUGGGACUGGGAAAAAGCAAUGCUUGAUCCCAUGGAGAGUGGCCACCAGACAGAGUAGCCAGACUGGGCUAGGAGGGACGGUGGUUUCACUCAGUAUAAAGCACAAAUAACCAUCCUUCUGUGACCAGAAAGUGGUCACCAGUGUGAAUCUGCACUAGAGAAUGGCCGCCAGAGGGACUGAGGUGAUGCCUUGGGGAGCUGGAAGUUGAAGAGAAGCAAAUUCUCACCAUGCUUGUAAGUCGAGGGGUUUAGCAUCGUGGUGAACAGGGAAGAAGGUUAGUUGGUGGUCAGGUCUGUCUAGGAGGUAUUGUAGUAUGUGUGUGGUGUGCAUAGCAGUGUUGUUGACACAUAGAAAUAAGCAUAGGUGUAUGUGCUUGUGUUUGUGUUUGUGUGUGUGUUAAUGAAAAAAGGAAGGGAUCAGAUUUGGACAUGGAAGCCAGAAAUGUGUUGUUUGUUGCUCUUAUUGCUGUUGUUUGCCAUCUAGCAAGUGGCAGAAAGCAGGUAACUGGACUCAGGUGGUUCCACAUUUGUGCCUUCUUGGUCUGAUAUAGGCAGAGGUUCUCCUCCAUAGAGGUCUAGUGCAGUGAAUGGCUUCCAGGACUGAUCAGGGUUUCCCAAGUAGGAAUGAGGUGGAGCUGAUGGAGGACAAACCUCACACCUUCCUCUCUUGCAUAGGAUUCCUAAGCCUAAAUGUGCAUAGGAUUUUCAAUUCUGGUCCUCUAAGGAGCUCAGCCACCAGGCCUUUGGACAUCUACCUCUUGGCCUAGCAUUUGAGAGAGCCACUUCACAUACGGAGCCCCUUCCACCAAAUGCCACAAAAGGCCCAUAGUCUAGGACGCGAAGCAUCAUUUAAUGCUGUUGUUGGCAAAGAGCUGGCAGAUGUGGUCCAGUCCCCACAGAUUGGGGUAAGGUGCCGUCUUAGGAACCUGUCCUCUUGCAUAGCUAUAACCAGGUUUGCUACAGAGGAGAAGUUAUGUCGCUGAGGCCUGUAUCCUACUCCGGGUCCCAAGUAGAGCAGAGCCAUUAAAUCGAUGCAAAUUUGGCAAGCAGUUAUUAGUCCCAAUGGAUCUACUCUGGUUGGGAUUAACCUUAAGGCCAAAGGUAACAAUCCGGUUGGUCUGUUCCAACUAGAGUCGCACACUGAACCAAUUGUUCAAUGGCGAGUCAACUUGCAAGUAAACCCAGUUGAUUCAAUGGGUCUCCUCUUGUCAGGAUUGAACUAGGAUUUAAGCCAUAAUAUCUGUUGUGAUUAUGAUGUCCUACACCUUGUAAAGCUAUAUUCUGACUUUGGCUAAUACCGGCCUGUGCGUAACCCAACAUGUUUUUAUUACUAUUAACCAGGGACCCAAUUGACUAGACAGCAUUCCACUGGAAGGCCAGGAACCCUAAUCUGUUAGAGGAUAUAACCGCCUUUUUACACUUGAUCUUUUCAGCUCUUUGUUUAUCCUCCUUCUCUUGUUCAUUUUUUAUGGAAGCAACCUGUAUUCUGUUUGUGGGUCUCUUUAUUUUGGUGUUACUAAUGUCCUGGAGAUGUUACUCGCUAAGCGGUAUAAAUGUUUCCCCUCCUAUCUAUCUAUAAAUAGUGUACAGUUGUCAUAUUAAUUUAAUAUAUAACAUGGGUGUGGUAGCAUUUGGAUGGAAGACGUUCACCAGCGAAAGAGAGAGAGAGAGAGAGAAUGUGUAUUUUGUAUUUAAAAUAAUAUUUUUGUACUAUACUACAAGAGUGUCAAAAGGAAACUGAAAUCCCUCUUUCUUUAUUUGUACAAUAAAUAAAGUACUAACAUGG